This is a messenger RNA of Aspergillus oryzae RIB40, 741 nucleotides long. RefSeq lists its product as uncharacterized. The record is from RefSeq and is a predicted model, not a curated record. Bases 1 to 741 code for a protein of 246 amino acids. NCBI's taxonomy places the organism in Eukaryota, Fungi, Ascomycota, Eurotiomycetes, Eurotiales, Aspergillaceae. The transcript has a single exon.
AUGAAAUGGGCUCUAUUUUACUUAAUUUGUUUACCGGUUUGUUGGGGGGUGCCGCUUCCGGGGAUUUCUUUAUCUUCAUCUGAUAAGGAUCAUGAUCAUAAGGAUCUCAAGAAAUUUCGAGGGAUGAAGUCAUGGAAUUUCUUUGACGGAGACCAUCACUCGAACACGGAUAUACUAUCACCAUCACGCAAAGAUACAGAUGUUGAUAUCGAUAUAACCAAGACGGGUCAACAUCCGCUCACGCUACACCAACCAUCGGAAGACCCGGACUAUACGUCCAACUCAAAUCCCAACUCUCACCAUACCAACAAUAUCAACAACGCCAACCUUAACAAUAAUAAUCAUAAUAAUGAUAACAGCCCAACAACCCACGGAACCUUCCUCACCACCCCAAAUACACCUCCAACACAAAUCCCACCCUCAACAACAAAACGCUACCUCCGCGUUCUCCACGACACACAACUACCCACCAACUUCCUCAAGAACCACAUGCAUGAGAUUGUCGUCGUUGGGUUAUUCCUCCUCAUUCCCGUUACUCUGGCACUGGUGGAGAUUAUCGAAAGGAUUGGAUUGGGCGUUGACGAGGGUGUUGAACUUGAAGAUUACCUAGAGCUGGAGAGGGGAAGGGGGAUGAUUCGACGGGGAAGAAGGAGGGUAUUCAGAAAGAAGAGAGGGAAGAAGAAGAAGAAGCCGACAUCUAUCCUGGAGAUGGAUGUGGAAGAUCAAGUAUUCUUACGGUGA